AUGGCUAUCUACAAUCCGUUCGCCAGGCGCGAAUCCCACGGCCGUUAUGCGCUGUCGACGUAUCGUGUCCUUAUUCCUCUAACAUGGCUGCUCGUCGUCAUAUUUGGCGUCUACUACACUUUGCACUCUCCAGAUGAUAUUAAGCAUGGUCGUAAAAUCUUCAAGCAGGGACACGUUUACAUCACUCCCUUCAGUUUGAACACCGCGAUUACUGAGAUUUACUGGGUUCUUCUGCUCCUCACCCAGCUCAGCUAUGUUUACCAUCUGUUCUCAAACGAUGGCGCCAUCGCCAACGCAGCUGCCAACGUCGGAUCUCAUUUCAUCUUGAACAACCUCUUUACCCUCGCCUGGAUCCUUUUAUGGACUCGCGGCCACUUCUGGGCCUCAGAAAUCAUGCUGGCCGCAAACUACCUCAACCAGCAUGCUGCCUACUGGCGUCACCGGGCCCUGCCGACGUUCGUACAUCUAUCGGCAAUCGCAGGCCCCUACGCCUGGACGCUGAUGGCACUUUUCUGGAAUGGAGCCGUCGCAGUCGGCAGCAAUAGUUUCCCCGCGCGUAUUGCCGCCAAUAUCUUCAUCUGGUUGAUUUUCGCCUUCGGCUCGACCCACAUCAUGGCAACCCAGGAUGACCUCUUGGGCUACUGUCUGACUUUCUUGACUCUUGCUUUGGCCGUCAAGCAACUGGCAAUCAAGGUCAUUGCGCUGCAAUGGAUCUUUGCCUUUGUCAUCUUCGCUGUCUUCCUCAUCGAGUCGAUUUACCUAUCUAGCACCAAGUACUCCGGUCGCGACUCGCUAUUCCGUAGAAUCACGGCGCCUGAGCCUACUGACCGCGAGAGAGAACCUCUGCUCAAUAGUGCCGCCAAUCCUUAAAGAGGAGCGCUGUCGCUGCUAGCCUCUACAGGACUCGAUUUGUACAAUUGAGUCCAAUACUGAGUUAUCGGAUUUGACAAAUUGGAUUGUUAUUUCGCAGGAAGUUUCACGUCAGCCUUACCUGCUAAUUAUUGAUAUGCACGACGUCCCACGAAUGCUUCAUGUUCUCUCCCCUCUCAAUUUGUUCCUCUACCUUCCAGUCUAUUACCCCUUAGUCAAAAGUCCGACAAUAACCCAGCUGACUGCCCAGUGCUUAUUGAACAUCUGCUUGAAUUAUAUGUUUGCUGCGUUGUCCUAGGAGAUUGCCUACCUUGGUACUGGUGGGGCACUUUGACAAGUGCGUCCACGGUUCUCGAAGUUUUUAUCUUAUAUCUAGUCUAUCUCUCAAUCCUUCGGCUCAUCUAGUCUAGCUUCAAUUUAUGCUGAGUUGACCGAUC
This is a messenger RNA of Aspergillus novofumigatus IBT 16806, 1307 nucleotides long. RefSeq names its product DUF1774 domain-containing protein. Lineage: Eukaryota; Fungi; Ascomycota; Eurotiomycetes; Eurotiales; Aspergillaceae. The record is from RefSeq and is a predicted model, not a curated record. Bases 1 to 870 code for a protein of 289 amino acids. The transcript has 4 exons.